Messenger RNA from Lytechinus pictus (painted urchin), 2585 nucleotides. RefSeq names its product 1,5-anhydro-D-fructose reductase-like. Gene Ontology annotation, molecular function: aldose reductase (NADPH) activity. The transcript is spliced from 9 exons. Bases 480 to 1445 code for a protein of 321 amino acids. Gene Ontology annotation, cellular component: cytosol. The record is from RefSeq and is a predicted model, not a curated record. NCBI's taxonomy places the organism in Eukaryota, Metazoa, Echinodermata, Echinoidea, Temnopleuroida, Toxopneustidae.
AUAUACAUUGAGCGCUGAAUACAGACUGGUAGCUGUAAUUAUGUAGCUCAAUGAUAUGAUGAUAUCAUGGGAUAUCAUGGUAUUCUGAUAGAGAUGGGGUAUGGGGCAAGGCGAAAAGGUGACGUCAUCUUUCUCAAUUCACUCACUUCACUACAAUCGACGCCCAUGGUGAUGGGCUAUCACUGUCAAGCUUUUACCAACACUGUACCACUAUCUGAACACCUCUUACAAUGCCGUCACUAUCCAUACGCGUUGCAAGCAUGGCAAGAGAGAGUAAAUAAAUUGCAAUAGAUACAUGGUCUAAUGAGCUGUAUAAAUAUAAAGGACAAACAUUUUUGUUAAUAUCAUCUUUCUCUCUCUCUGAUAUACAUUCCUAUCUAUUCUAGUAUUCAAAGAGGGACUGUGGUGAAAGAGGGACAGGACUAAAUUUGGGGUGGUCAUUACUGUAAACAUUCAGAAUAUAUACUUGAGAGGAAGACAUGGCUUCAUCGAACAUCCACGUUCUUCUACCUGGUGGUAAAAAGUUUCCUUUGUUAGGAUUAGGAACGUGGCAGAUCAAACCAGAGGAGGUGCGUGGUGCUGUCGAAACGGCGAUCGACUGCGGAUAUCGUCAUAUUGACGAAGCUUCAUUGUACGGCAACGAGAAGGGUGUCGGUGACGCCAUCAAAGCGAAGAUCGAUGACGGAACCAUUAAGAGAGAAGACAUCUUCGUAACCUCAAAGUUAUGGGUCACAUGCAGUCAUCCGAGUAAGAUUGAAGAAAGCUGCCUUCAAUCUCUGAAAGAUCUAGGUCUUGACUAUCUCGAUCUCUUCCUCGUUCACUUUCCAACAUCAGCUGUGAGCGGCAAAGGACCACUUCCCCUGGACGAUAAUGGAUUGUUGAUCGAAGACGAUACUAUCGAUUAUGUCGAUACCUGGAGGGUCAUGGAAUCUCUGGUUGAUAAGGGGCUUGUACAAACCAUUGGGGUAUCAAACUUCACCCAGUCUCAGAUCCAGCGCGUUCUCGACCUUCCACCGAAGCAUCCGAUCGCUAAUCUACAGAUUGAAAGUCAUCCCUUCUUGGCUCAGGUAGAGCUAAUUGAGUUCUGCAGGAAGCAUGGUAUUUCAGUGACCGCCUACAGUCCGUUAGGUUCACCCAAUAGGGUCUUUCAAGAAAGAGCUUCCACUGAUCCAGUCUUAAUGGAAGACCCCACCGUCCGCGAUAUCGCUAAGAAAAGGGGCGUAUCUCCAGCGCAGGUACUAAUUAGGUACCAGCUUCAAAGGGGCGUGGCCGUCGUCCCAAAGAGCGUCACGCCAUCGAGAAUCAAACAGAAUUUCGAUGCUCAAAGCUUCCAGCUGACGGAGGAAAAUUGCCAAGUCCUGGCCAAUCUGAACAAGAACUACAGACUCAUGAAUUUCAUACCGAUGAAGAAGAUGAAGUACUAUCCAUUCGGUGGUCAAAACUAGAGGACUUUAGAAAUAGUCAUUACUUGAUAAGAUUCGACGAAAGAUGGAUAAUAAAGGGAUACUCCAGGCUGAAAAUAAUUAUAUCUUAAUCAUGUUAAUAUACAGAGUAAAAUUUACCAAACAAAAUGCUGAAUAUUCAUCAAAAUCUGACAACAAUUAAGUUACUGAAUUUUAAAGCUUAGUACUAUUUUGUGAAAACAAUUAUAUGCACGUCAUCGUGAAUAUUCAUUAGGUGUGCUGAAGAUGUCAUGCCCCACUUUCUCUUUUCUUCCGUUAUUACAUGAUAUGAUCAUUAUGUCAUAUUUCCAUACAUGUUUGUAUGGUACGUCUCCCUAUAGGCUUACAAUGAAACAAGUUUCAGCAAUGAAUAGCUAAUGCAUUGAAUCCGUUGUUGAUCCAUACAUGUUUUUUUAUUGUCGGAGGAAAAUAUUGAAUCAACAUAAUUUCGUAUACUACAAUACAAAAAAGUGGGGAUAUAACAUGAUGAAUUUGAUCAUUGUGGGUCCUGAGUGGAAUAUAAAAGACAGAUCAAUUAAGAUUAAUCAUUGGAGAGUUAACCCAUUUACUAUCCAGUCUGUAAAUAGUAUGUGUGAAGGGUUCUGUUAUCUCUUUACACUUUACACAAAUGAUGAAGGAACGAUUCUUCCAGAUGAUGUUUAGGCUACAAAAAAAAAUGAAAUAGUAAAGUUUAUACUUGCAUGGCGAAUAUCCUUGACACUUUUAAACAACGUAACUUAUAAUAAAUUUCCAGUGUAUACUAUACCUAGGGCUAGAUUAUACCUACAAAGUUAUAGAUAUUACUUACAUAAUUGUUUGAAAAUAAUAGGAAUGGAAAUAUGCUUACAAGUUCGUAUUUACUAUUUACCUAAUAACAUUUAGUCGAUGUCUGUUUUGUAAUAGGUUACUUUUGAGCGUGUAAAGGUGUGCUUGUGGGGUGCAUGGGGGAAGGGUUCUCAGUAUUGAUAAGGGCACGGUAUUCGCUUCUGACAUUAAAAUCCAGAGGAUAAUAAAUGAAACAAGGAAAUAGACUUAUAGAGACAGUACAGGUUGGUUGAUUUGGUUAGAUUUAUUAGUUUCAUAUUGAAAAAUUGUAGUAAAAGUUGAAUAAACAAAGUUGUAUGGUAUAUUAUUGAUGAUAUA